AAAUCAAAUGAAUUUCCUGCUUACUACGUCAUUGUAUUUGUUCACUGUGAACCUAAUAAGCUGUUCUAUUACAACUCAAUAUUACCAACAUUUAAUAAAUCAACGAACAAAAGAAGCAUUGAGAUAUAAAUUACCCACGAGUAACAACGAAUUUAAACUGGGAGUCGAAUCUGAAAACACCGAAGGUAAACAAGUCCAAGAAAUGCGAUUAGUUUUGUUUGCUUUUUCAGAAUAUGGCGAAUUCGAUUUCGUAAUAGUCGGAGCAGGAUCAGCAGGAAGUGUUCUAGCCACACGACUAUCAGAAAUUGAUGAUUUCACCAUCUUACUAUUGGAAGCUGGAGGUGAAGAAGAUGACUUCAAUCAAAUACCUGCAUUGUGGUUGUACAAUCAAUUUAGUGAGAAAAAUUGGGGUUACUACUCCAUACCACAAAAACACUCUUGCUUGGGGAUGAAUAACAAGCAAUGUGUUGUUCCUCGAGGAAAACUAUUAGGUGGUAGCAGCUCGAUCAACGGCGUGAUGUACUCUAGAGGCAACUGCAAGGACUACGAUAAAUGGUAUCAAAUCGGAAACCGAGGAUGGUCCUGCAAAGACGUUCUACCGUACUUCAAAAAAUCCGAAAACUCCCAAAUAAGUGGUGACGAAAACUACCGCGGCAAAGGGGGUUUCUGGAACAUUGAGUACCCGCUGCCAGAUUCACCACUGUAUCAAAAUUUCGUUAAUGGCAGUUUAGAACUCAAACAACCCAUUGUGGAGUACAACGGCAAAAAUCAAAUUGGAGCAUCACACUUACAGUCCAAUAUCAAACAUGGAAGGCGACAAAGUCUUGCAACCGCAUUUCUAGACAAUAGUCGGCAUCGCAGUAACCUUAAGGUUCUAACUAAGACACUAGUGACUAAAGUCGUCAUUGAUCCACAAUCAAAAAAAGCAACCGGUGUUGAAUUUGUCACAAGAAACAAAAAAUUCCACGUACGAGCUACGAAAGAAGUUAUUGUUUCUGCGGGUGCUGUAAACACACCACAGCUGUUGAUGCUGUCAGGAGUUGGACCCAAAGAUGAGUUAAGCAAAUUGGAGAUUCCAGUAGUCGCAGAUUUACCAGUUGGGAAAAACCUUAUAGAGCAUCCAAUUCUUGGCUUGAUGGUUCGUUCAGACUACACGCCACCCAAAAUCGGUCUUAAUGAAUUGAUACAACAAUAUUUGAAUGGUUUUGGUGCGUUAACUAAAGGAGCAAAUGUGGAGGGCGUUGGCUACAUACAAACAAAAAACGAUUCCAGCGAAGUACCAACAAUAGAAAUUUUGGUUUCAAUACCCCCUCACAUCGACAGUUCUAUUUUCCAGCGACAAUUCAACUACAACAAAAACAUUAUCGACGGCUUACUCGACACGAUCGAUCCACAAAGAGACAUAUUUUUCUACAUAGUACUACUUCACCAGAAAUCUAGGGGACGAAUUUUCUUAAAUUCAGGCAGUCCGAUUGAUUUUCCAAACAUCGAUUUUAACAUGUUGUCUGAACAGGAGGACGUAGACACUUUGAUUGAAGGUGUGAAGUACGUCCAGAAGCUCUUAAAAACCCACGCUUUCAGAAAAAUUAAUGCAACCUUACUGGAAGUUCCUAUUUGCACUAAUUUUAAAAUCAGUUCUAAAGAAUACAUGGAAUGUUUAAUUCGUAACUUAGCCAAUAGUGGCUCCCACCCCUGUGGAACAGCAGCGAUGGGACCAAACAAUGGAAACUUUGUUGUUGGUGACACUUUGGAAGUGCAUGGAGUUGGGAAUUUGAGGGUUGUUGACGCAUCGAUUUUCCCAUCGUCGAUUUCUGGGCACUUGAACGCACCCACUGUCAUGGUAGCAGAGAAAGCUGCUGAUCUUAUUAAAAAGGAGCACAAAUAUCUUUAA
This is a messenger RNA of Zophobas morio, 1891 nucleotides long. RefSeq names its product glucose dehydrogenase [FAD, quinone]-like. The transcript has 2 exons. Bases 8 to 1891 code for a protein of 627 amino acids. Lineage: Eukaryota; Metazoa; Arthropoda; Insecta; Coleoptera; Tenebrionidae. The record is from RefSeq and is a predicted model, not a curated record. Gene Ontology annotation, molecular function: oxidoreductase activity, acting on CH-OH group of donors; flavin adenine dinucleotide binding.